This is a messenger RNA of Cyprinodon variegatus (sheepshead minnow), 7233 nucleotides long. RefSeq names its product absent in melanoma 1 protein-like. The transcript is spliced from 23 exons. Lineage: Eukaryota; Metazoa; Chordata; Actinopteri; Cyprinodontiformes; Cyprinodontidae. The coding region runs from base 184 to 7092 and encodes 2302 amino acids. The record is from RefSeq and is a predicted model, not a curated record.
ACGCGUUUAGACAGCGCUCAAAUAGUUUGGGGAUGCUCGACUGGAGACAAGAAGGAGUAACGCAAAAUGUUCAUCGGUUAGUGGAUACUCUAUCCUGGACUAUCUAACAUCUUGUUUUUAUAAAAAAGAGGAGAGAAAAGUUUUCUUCAAGAAUUAAGGGAGUUUUUGUUCUAAACCAAAAUCAUGUUCACAUCCUACAUAAAGACUCUCAAUGAUAUGGUAUUUUCUACGUCUGACAGCCCUGAGGAGCAGCCGAGUACCGGAGUCUUGGGCCGUAUUGGCAGUUGGUUCUCUCCUUGGAGGGGAAAUUCUCCAAAAUCCCUGGAUGGAAAUGACCUUUCAGCUUCUGAUUUCACUCAGGGAGCAGAAGGUGAAGUAAAGGGCGAGGCUUAUGUGAGACUCAGAGCAGAGGAGCAACAUUAUCAAGAGGGGGAUACUAGUUCACUUGGCCGCCUUAAAGAGUUUCUUCCUUGUAAAGAGAAGGACGCCACUCAGUCUGCCCACAGAGAGGACUCAGUUCUGUGCAGCACUGAGACAGGAGAGGGAGGUUCAAAGGAGGAGGAGCUUGCAGAGGGGUGGAAGCAAAGAAGGCAGGGCGAAGAUACAGAGAACAGCAACACUCCUUCAGCUAGUGGGAAUCCUGAAAGGAAUUUCAAUAAUUCGACACAUCUUUCAUCUUCGUCUAAUCAGGGAGUGGCGUGGGACUUUGACCAGGCACCCACCCAUCCACAUGCACUGAGAAAAGCACAGGCUCAGACAGGUAAAAGGCUCCAUGUGUACCUGGAGGAGACUAGUGUGAUCCAAUGUGGCCAGAACACCUGUGCUGGAAAGGAAGUUAUUCGCAAAACAGUCAAAAAGACCUUACAGGUCCCCCGUAACUCAAAGUUAUCACAAAGCUUUGAUUUAGUUACAAGCUCAAGUCCAACAAAUGCUGAAAAAAAUGUGAGCCAGGCUGCUGGAGCACAAAGUUUUUACAGUGUUCUAGGGGGAGUGUCACUAAAAACACACAAAGACUUGUGUUUAGAGACCGAGACUGAGCCAACAGAGGCAGACGACAUGGGGCGUAAAAACGCAGGCAGAAGAAGAGUCAGGAAGAAUUCUCAAGGAAAUGGAGUCAAAAGCCCCACAGACAAAAGCCCUCAACCAAACACUCAACCAGCAGAUGGAUGUCCUCUACCAGGCACCUCUGCAGACAGUCCACAAGGCAAAAUUUCAAACGCUGACCUUAAAGAAAUAUCCACAGACUCCUCCUCUAGGCUAGGCCCCUCCUUACAGGUCUCACCUGAAGGAGGAGAAAGCAAGUUUCCUUCCAAAGAUAUGGUCAAGCAGUUGGACCGGCUCCAGAACUCAAUCACAGUCUCUAUGGCCGACCAAACGGACAAGGUGGACGUGGGAGCAGACAUGGAAGAGGAUGAGAGACUUUACAAGGUACAGAGGAAGACAGAGACCCCAGAGUCUAAACGCAGGAGUAUUAAGGUUUCCAAAAGUGAAGUUAAGAUAUUUCCAAAAAAUGUUCCUCUUGAACCAAAACAAAAUGCAAGACAAGAUCAGCGGGAUUUCAACAAUGCUUUAAAAGACAUCGCAGAAGAAGAAAAGCCCAAAACUGAGAAGGAUGCAAGCCCCCCUCACCCAAAAAAGGUUGUUGAAGAGCCCAAACCUGUUGGUGGCCGGAUUGCAGAUAAAAUCAACCUAUUUGAGCCAAAAAAACGAGAUAGGGGUUUCAACAAGACCUUCCAGACACCGAGAAGUGCAGAUGUCUCUCCAAACAGAACUGUCUCACACAAGUUUCAAGCAGACUUUCUUUUGUCUGAGCAGAGGUCAAAAUCUGCUGAACGUUGCGGCAGCCCAGUGUCAGGUGAUGGUGAGAAACCAAUGACCAUCAAGGAGCGUGUGAGAAAAUUUGCAGAAGCAUCAAACUUAAAACCAAAACCAGGACCACCUCAAAUGCCACAUUUAAAAGGAACAACUCAAAGUUCCUACUCUUCUGUGGCAGUUCCAGUAUCAAAGUCGUCAGAACUGGACAUUCAGGAUAAACUAGAUACGAAACAGUUAGUUCAUACAAAACCAAAGUCAGAGAUAACACCAAAACCAGAUGGACAGGAUUGUUCCACCACAAGGGUGCAGAUGCCCACUGAGAAAGAGGAUUUAGCAGAUUUGGAAGAUGCUACAAAUAACAUGACACAACAGCCCAAAAGUCCAAGCAGGUCUAAAAGAAGGAAAAAUAAAGAAAUGGAUAAUCAAGUCAGCUCAGAGAUACCAAUCCAUGAGGAAAAUUCAGAGGAACAACUUCCAACGAUAACCACAUUACCACCUGAAAAACUCCAGAGAGACAAUUCAGGGUCCCAGCCUAUGUCUAAAUCUAAUCAAGAGGAAAUUAAAAAUGAACCAGAGCAAGCUGCUGAAUCACCUUUUACCAGAGAUGAACCUGAUAUUGCUAGCUUUAGCAAGGAAACAAAAGGGGCCUUUGAAAAGGAUGCUGACAUUUUACCUGCACCAGAGAAAAAAGCAGAAGAAAAUAGCCUUACAUCAACUCAAGACAGACAAAACUCCUCGGAGGACAGUAGUGAAACUUCAACCUCUUCCUCAUCAACAGCUCCUUCAUCUGAACAUCUUAAAAUGCCUCCGGCAGCAGAUCUGCAGUUGUCUGCUAAAAAAUCCAAACUAGAUGAUGAUUUAUCUAUGCAUCUCAGAUCAUCCAGUAAGCAGGAAGGAUGCACAUCGGCUAAAGGUGAAGCGGAACAAAGCCAGCUUCCUUCAAGCACAGGCACAGUGCUAAUAUAUCAAGCUGAGACUGAAGAUGUGAAAAAAAUUGAAAUAAUGAACAAUGGAAAUGUACAUCUUCCUGAGGGGAGAGAAAAGACUCAGCAGCAUCUGCCUUCAGACACUCGUCCUACAAUGGAUAGUAUUUCAGACAGCAGGCAAGGUAUAAGAUUGAAAGAGCAAAGUGCUGAAGAACCAAACCCGCCUGAAAAAAACGGUCAAAUAUCAGAAAAUUCCAUGGGAUCAUCAGCCCUCCAUGUAGAAACACAAAAACCCACUGAGGCGUUGACUGUACCUGAAGAGAAAGCUGCUAUUUGUACAAUCACCUCGACUAAUGAGGCUGUGAGUGCGACAGAGAGUGAUAAAGAGCCACAGAAGGCAGAGACAGUCACAAAUGUGCCUCCUGAGUCACAAACAGAACUCACUGAGAGCCCUGGAAUACAAAGUGAGUUGGUGGCCAGAGUAGGCAUUGUCAAUUCUGUAUCCAUGGAAAAAACAGAGAAUUCACUUUAUGAGUCAUGCACACAUGGAGCUAAUGAUGCUGAGGUCUCAAAGUCCGAACCUAUUACCAAAGCAUCUACACCAGAUGAAGGAGUGAGUGCAAAAGACACUAAUGAAACUCUUAUGGAGAUACCUGCUCAGGUUAAUGUGACAUUCAAGGAAAAGACAGAUUCAGUUGGUGAAGAUUAUUCUUGUAUUCCUGACAAUGAAUCUAAAUUCAGCAAAGGUCUUAGAGAAGAGGACAGGGAAAAAGGUGCUGCUCUGCUAUCAGUGCAAGAAAACAUAAAAAAAAUCAGAAAGCCAACUCUUUGGUCUGAGGAUUCAAAAAGCACCGACAGUAGGAUUAAUGUCUCCUCACUCAGGGAUGCAGAGAAAAUAACUCAAAGCCCCACUGAUAGCAUCACACUUCACUUGACAGGUAAUGAAAUGGAAAAAGCAGCAGAGAAAAGAUUCACUCUGCCGGCAAAAACCCUCACACCUGUUGCUAAUGGUGUUAUUCCUUCACAUUCUCAACUCCACCAAGUCAUAAAGGAGCCAACAAAUGACAUGCUGAGUCCAACUCCGAAAGCUCCUCUACCACCAGGAGCUAAUUAUUCAUCUAUGAGGAGACUCAAUUUACCAAAGGAGCUUAUGAACAAUAACUCCCCCGAGAAGCAAGAAACACCAUCCAGCUGGCUAGAUGUAGAUGUUCCCAAGCGCAAGCUGAAAGUACAAGAGGCAAAGCUGACCUCUUCUGGAAGUGAGAGCAACCUGUUGGAUACUCCUGGUGAACUUGAUGAUGACGAUUUUGUUGAAAGAAUAAAGAAACUCUGCGCCCCAUUUUCUGUUCCGCCCCGUAAGCACAACCACCUUCGGACACCCCAGCCUCCCUUUGCAAUGCCGGCCAUUAAGGAGGCCCGCUUUGAGAAGACAUUUGACCCUGAGGAGUUCACAUUUGGCUUGAGGAAGAAGAAAGAGCUUACUUUUGAUACAACUCCAAGCCUUUUAGCCAAGUUGCAGAGCACAGAGACGAAAUCUGGCUUGAUACCCGCCAGAGCAAGCUUUGUUGACAGGAGCCUGCUACUCAGCAGCCUUGAUUCUCAUCCUCGUCUCAAGGAAAAGGAUGUUGAAAGGGUUGAGGAAGAGGGAAAAGAAGAGAAAGAGGAUCAAAUAAAAGUUAAAUCUCGCUUGGAGAGAAGCGGCCUCCUCAGCAGUCUAACCUCCUCUCUCAUUAGAGGUAAGAGGAAUGGAGUUCAGUCUCCAGCUGAAGGCUCCAGCUCAGACAGCGUGUUGCCUAGUGAAACCCCCCAGCUCAGCUCUCUAACUUCACCCCAGCCGGCCCCUCAAAGCCCAACAGCCUCAGAUACAAUCAAAAACACAGCUGUGAAGCAGAGCGGAGAGGAAAGCCGUGCAGCAGAAACUGUGGUCAAUGACUCAGUUCCUCCACUUCCGGCUUUUAACGACAUCAAGCUGCCUGACUAUUUAGAGAAGUACCGCCCACAGGAACAAGCAAAAGCAGUACCCGGAUUACAAGAACAGGACCAAGUCAAACCAGAGCUUACGGGCAAAAUGGAAUCUCUGCUUUCUGGAGGUAUUGCAGAGGGAAUUACAAAACCAGCUCUGGUGCUUCCUGACUCAGCUGCUCCACUUUUCCCUGGGAUUUCACCAACCACACAACCUAGGCAUCUAUCUAAGGAUCCUUUGACCAAACCCUACGAGGCACUCAGAAACACUAUAAGAGCCGUCAAGGGAUUUCAUACACGCCCUGGAAAGAUUGUGUUGUUUGAAAAACCCCAGUUCAGUGGCCAAGCAUAUGAGAUUUACAGGGAUAUGGCAGAUGCUUCGUCUCUGGAGCUCUCACCUCUCAUAUCAGUGAAUGUUAUAAGGGGAUGCUGGAUCCUCUACGAGAAACCUGACUUUCAGGGACGCGUCAUUGCCUUAGAAGAAGGUGGACUAGAUUUGGAAAAUAUGUGGGCAGACCCUGGACAAACAGAAGCAGAAAACAGCCUGUUUGUUAUUGGUUCCAUUCGACUUGCUAUCAGGGAUUAUAGCAUCCCUCAUAUUGAUCUGUUUACUGAACCAGAGGGCCUUGGCAGACUAACGUCUUACCAUGAUGAUACUAUAGAAACAGGCUCAUUUGGUAUCCCGCUGAAUACUGCUUCCAUCCAAGUGCACUCUGGAGUGUGGUUGCUUUUUAGUGAUCCAGGAUUUCAAGGCAUGGUUGGGGUGCUUGAAAAAGGAGUGUAUCCUGUUCCUGAGGCUUGGGGCUUUACUUCACCAUUUGUGGGAUCUCUUAGACCACUAAAAAUGGGUGGCUUUAAAGUGGAGAAUCCAAACGAAGUUAAGGCCCUGGUGUAUGAAAAGCCAGGCUUUAUGGGCUCCUGCUUGGAAAUUGACAGUGACGUCUCGAGCUUUUUUGAGACAGAAGGAGGCUUCACUGCAGACCCAGCAAACUUUGAUACAACUGCACUCAAAUCUGUGGGAUCUUUAAAGAUUACUGGAGGAUUCUGGGUGGGCUACAAUCAGCCUGGGUUCGAGGGUCAACAGCACAUCCUGGAGGAAGGGGAGUACCUGGACUGCAGUGAAUGGGGAGGCUCUGAGCUUCUGUCUCUACGACCAGUAAUAUCUGAUUUUCUGUCUCCACACCUGAAACUGUUCAGGGACAAAAACUUUGGCAAGCUUGGAGGGAACAUGGACCUCACUGUGCCUGUUAUCAACAUGGAUGAAACUGAGUGCGGCAUGAAAACGCAGUCCAUUGAUGUCACUAGUGGAGUCUGGGUUAUAUUUGAAGAGCCAGCCUUCUGUGGUGAGUCCUACAUCCUGGAGAAAGGCCUGUAUGGGAGCCCGGAGGACUGGGGUGCACUUCAGCACAAAGUUGGCUCAGUUAUGCCUAUCCUACUGGAUGAUUUUGAAAACACACCCAAGUUUAAGGUGCAGCUUUUCUCAGAUUCUGGUUUCCAGGGCUCUGUCCUUGUCCUGGAGGACAGUACAAACUGCCUGCAGGAUGGUUUUUCAGUUGGUUCCUGCAAGGUCCUGGCAGGGAGCUGGGUGGCAUUUGAAGGGAAGAACUUCACAGGAAAGAUGUAUGUGUUAGAAGAAGGAAGCUACCCAGAUCUGAGGGCGAUGGGCUGUGUCGGUGGGAGCUCAUCAAUCCUGUCACUGCAGACUGCUGGCUUUGAGUUUUCUCUGCCAUCCAUCACUCUCUUCGAGCGUUGCGGUUUGCGGGGGAAGAGGGUGCUUCUCACCGAAGGAUCAGUCAACCUUCAGCUGGCUGGAGGCUGCAGCCGAGUGCAGUCUGUGCUGGUGGAAGGGGGCAUGUGGAUAUUAUAUGAGGGAGUCAACUAUCGAGGUGCUCAGAUUUUGUUGAAACCUGGAGAGGUUCCUAACUGGCAGAAGCUCAGCAGCUGGCCGAAGAUUGGAUCUCUCCGCCCCCUCCUACAGAAACAAGUUUACUUCCGUCUAAGGAACCGGCGGACGAGGCUAAUGAUGUCACUGACCGGAGAUUUAGAUGAAAUCAAACUGCUGCGGAUACAAGAAACUGAAGAGACGGAUGGAAUGGAUCAGAUAUGGUCCUACCGGAACGGACAUUUACACUGCAGGCUGUUGGAGGAUUGCUGCCUGUGUCCUAGUGGCACUGUCAUAAUUGCUGGAAGCCGAGUGGGUCUUUCACAGGAGUUCAACAACCAAAUCCCCCUCUGGAGUAUCACCCCUGAGGGCUUCAUUCGCUACAGCCCCACUGCUGAUCUCGUCCUGGAAGUCAAAGGUGGAACUCACUACGAUAAAAAUCAAGUCGUUCUGAACCCUCUUGACCCAAGUAAACUACAGCAGAGGUGGGAUGUGGAGAUCAUUUAAAUGGAUUCGCUGGAACUUUUCCUAAUUAUUCAGGAGAACUUUUAGAAGCUUAAAGGAUGAGUUUCAGCUCCAGAGCUGCACAACCUUUUGAUGAAGAGGUCAACCUGGAGAGAUAAUUUUCUAAGAAUGGAUUAUUACCAG